UCAUUAACUCAUCUUUCACACAAUAUUGCAACAAGUACUACUUAUCGCUUAUUUGCAUUAAUAUAUUCUUUGUUUUCCAUUCCCUUAAUUUACUUAUUAUUUUGCUGUGAUUGAGAGGAAUGAUCGGAAGCGUAGUCACAAAAGCAAGGAUGUUUUUGCGUAGUUCAUGCAUGGAAGCGAAGCAAGUGCGAGCGGAUGGCCGCCAAUUUAGCAAGGUCCGAGGCGUAGCAGUAAAAGACUCAUCGUCGACGUCGUCAGCUGAAAACGAAACUGCUACAAUUUCAAGUAAAUUAUCAUUAGGUUACAGUAAUAAUGAGGAUGAGGAUGAUGAUGGGAUGAAUAAUAAGAGGGAUGAUAUUGAGGAGUUGGGUUGGUCGUCGACGACGUCGUAUUGGAGUCCACAUCCGUACAGUGGGAUAUAUGUACCUAAAGGACAUGAGUGGGUGGUAGACGAUGUACCCAAAAAUGCUGCCUCCUUUGGCCAGACUUAUUGGUUAAGGAACGUUGAUGGUGUUGACAAGGCUGAUCCCGAUCUCUCCUCUGAUCACUACUUCCACUUCCAUGCACACAGUACUUAAUUCUUCUAUCUGAUCUCUUUCAAAUAUCAUUAUAUAUAUAUAUAUAUAAUUCUAUAAUUAAUAUAAUAUAAUCAUCCUAAUAAAAUCACUACUAAUGAGCUGACACUUCACCCCCAAUUACUUGUAAUAAAUACCCAUCUAUCCAUAUAAUAAUAAUAAUAAUAGCUGUAAUAAUUUAAUUUCCGCGUACUAGUGCUGUGUAACAGAUCAACAACUUUAGGUUUACAUAUGUAGUGUAUUGUAUUCUGUAUGCACUUGUGGUUGAUUAUUAAUUAAUGAAUAAUUUUAUUUGGUAA
Messenger RNA from Humulus lupulus (European hop), 874 nucleotides. RefSeq lists its product as uncharacterized. Lineage: Eukaryota; Viridiplantae; Streptophyta; Magnoliopsida; Rosales; Cannabaceae. Bases 120 to 578 code for a protein of 152 amino acids. The transcript has 2 exons. The record is from RefSeq and is a predicted model, not a curated record.